Messenger RNA from Lodderomyces jiufengensis, 876 nucleotides. RefSeq lists its product as uncharacterized. Gene Ontology annotation, biological process: autophagy of mitochondrion. Bases 1 to 876 code for a protein of 291 amino acids. Gene Ontology annotation, cellular component: mitochondrion. The transcript has a single exon. Lineage: Eukaryota; Fungi; Ascomycota; Pichiomycetes; Serinales; Debaryomycetaceae. The record is from RefSeq and is a predicted model, not a curated record.
AUGGCAGGUGCUUGUAUUAAUACAAUAAAGUUACUAGGAUUAGGCUCACUUGGUUUAUUAACUUCAUCAAUCAUCUAUCAAUCAAUUCAAAAUAUUCCAAUUUUAAUAAAUCAAUUAAAUUCAAUAUAUCAAUUUAAUAUUUUAAAAUUAAAUAAUCAAAUUAAUUUAACAAAACAAUAUAUUUUUGGUUCAAGAAUUGUUAAUAUUUUAUUAACUGGUUUAAGUACUUUAUUAUUUACAUUAGCUUUUAAAUUUAGUCCAAUUGAUGAAAAACAUCCUUAUUUAAUUUAUUCUGCUAUUGGUGCUCCAUUAACUAUAGCUGGUAUUUAUUAUACUUCAUGGAAUUAUGAAGAUAAAAUUUUAAGUAAACCAGAUUUAACUGAUAGAACUCCAAAAACUUUUACUACCAAUACAACCACAACAACAAGUACAACAACUCCAUCAUCAAUUAUAUCUGAAGAAGAUGCAAAUGAUAAUGAUCGUCAUAAUGAACAUAUAGAUGAAUUUGAUGAACCAGAAAUAAUUUCAAAAGUUAGUACUGCUGAUGAAUUAGGUAGAUCAUAUGUUCAUCUUUCAGAUGAAAGUGGUAUAUCAACACCAACUUCAACUCAACCACCAUCACCACAAAUUAAACAUCAAUCAGAUGAUGAAGAAGAAGAACAUGAAGUUGAAUCAGAGAGUCACGAACCAAAGGAAGUUGAUCAUAUAAAUGAUGCAGAAGUUGAAUCAGAAAUUGAAAAUAUUUUGAUAAAAAAGGAAGUUAUUCAAGAUUUAGAAAAGAUUCAAUUUGGUUAUAAUAUUGGUUCGUAUAUUUCAGGUUUUAGUUUUUGUAUUGCUUUAAUUGGUUUAAUUGGCGACUUCUAUAUAGUUAAUUAA